This is a messenger RNA of Notodromas monacha, 3791 nucleotides long. Lineage: Eukaryota; Metazoa; Arthropoda; Ostracoda; Podocopida; Cyprididae. The record is from the annotation of a GenBank genome assembly.
AUGUCCGAAGAGAAUGUUGCUGAACCAGCUUCGGAGCCUGUUGAAAAGCAACAGCUGGAGGAGCAACGAAUGGAUGAUGCAGAAGCUGUGUCUUCCGCUUCUGGAACAGACUGCGACGGCUGUAGGCUGGAUGAUGCUGUCCCAGCAGGUGUUGGUGAAGUGAACAACGAAGCUACUGAUUACGGAAAUGCGAUGCGGAUGCUUCAGGGAGCCCAGACUGAUCAGGAAUGUGUUAAGGAGAUGAAGUCUUUGCAGAAUUUACUCACUUGGACCAUCAAUCAGUUGGAGCACAAGACAGACACUCAUGCUAAGGGGGUUGUUGAUGAGGCCCCUGAACAAGGCGUUGAUCAUGCUGAAUUUGUCAGGCAUUACCCACGGAAAUUAAAGAAAGGCGCAGUGCUCCCAAUUGCGUUGUUCACCAGGGUUGAAACGUUGGAUGCACUUCGCAGAGCGUCUCACCGAUUGUCAAGAAAACGGCCUUGGUUUUCAGCUAGAGACAAUCCGGCCGGUGGAACGUUCAAGAAGGGGCGGAUUCAUCGUAGUGCAUCACCUGAACCGAAGUUGACCUCGACCAGGCCAGUACUCAACAAGGCGGACAUUUUGGCUGUCAUGGAAGUGAUGGAUGCUGGCAUGCACGAGGUUGCCAACAGAGCGUAUGGAAUGGUCGACGAUCUGGUUGACAUGGCGAACACCGGGGUGGAAGAAGUUGUUAACAUGGCUCAAGGUGGAGUGAUAGAAGUUGUUCAAAUGGCCCAGACAGGCAUGGGAGAGAUCAUGACAAUGGCUCAGAAGGGGGUCCAUGACGUCGUGGACACUGUCGACAGUGGCAUCUCUGAAGUUAUGAGAACUGCCAAGGCGAGCUUGUCGCACAGUGCGGGUGUCCUCGACAAGGGCCCGCAGCAGAGCGACAGUUUCGCUGAAUCGAGUAAUCGCGCCAAGAGAAAAAAUUCCAAGAGGCCGAGGACGUCUGGGGAAAAUGAGCAGGCUGCUGAGGACCCGAAGGAACAAUUCCGAGUCCCUGGCUUGGAUAAAACUGCGUUGUUGCGGAAACGUGCCAAAUUUUCGCGAACCCGGGUUCCGGGCUCUAGCUUUCUCUUUCGCAAUGCCCUCCACGAUGCCGACGUGUCGCCGUCGUUUCCGGAUCUGUCCCACCGGAUGUCUGCUGACAGCCACUCGUCCCUCACCGAUUCUCACUUGCAGAGUCCGCUCGAGCUGUCUCAGGGUGCCGACUUUUCAGAAGAGCAGAAACGGCGCCAGUUUCGACACAGAUCAAAGUUCAUCGCUAAUCAAACGCAGCAGUCUAUUGAUACUAUCAGGGAGAGAAUCAGGGCAGUUUUGGACAAGCAAGGAAUCUGGGGUCUGAUGAAUGAGAGCAUGAAUCGCAGUUUGCAGGAUUUGAACGAGGAGGAUUUGAUGCAGCUGCAAAAGCAGAAUCACGGAGAAAGGGAUAAGGCUGGAGCGUCUCAUCAAUUGGACGCUGACGUGAAUCCAUUGACUUCGAAACCGAAAAUGCGGAGAUUCAAUGACGCCGUUGUUCAAAAGAGCCUGGACGACGCCGCCUUGUCUGCCCUGCACGCGGAGUCCAGCUGCUCUCGACUCUUUCCGUGGCGCCACAAGGCGUCCAGCCUGAUGAGGUCCAUUGCCCACAGGAUUCCGGGGGCGUCGUAUUUCACCAGGUCUACGGGAUCGUCUGACCGCCAGUCGCACACUUCGGGCGAGGAAGUCUUGAAUGACGUGGAUACUGAGCGAGUGAUGCACUGCUCGUUUCAAGAGGAUAUGCCGGAUGACGGCGGCCUGCAGAAGCUCUUGCCGUCGAUUCAAGUUAACGUGAACCUCGGAAGCCGGGGAUACGAGUGUGAACACUCGCGGUUUGCUUCGAAACGGCGGCCGUCGCCGCCGCUGCAGAAGCUCGGGAAUGUGGCGGCCACGUUGCUGCAGCCGCAGUUGUCGAGCAAGGAGCCUGGGGUCAUUUUGGAUGGACUCCUGGCCCUCCAGACCUCGUCACAGAAUAUGGACAAGAACUUGGAGAACCUUGGCAUCAACCUCAAGGACAUGUGGAGCGGCAUUGCGGAGGUGCUGAUGAACUUCUUGUCCAUUUUGGAGAACCUCACGAACAAUAUGUCUGAAGAGUUGCACAAGUACUCGCCUGUUCAGGAACGGGUUCUCUGGAAGUCCCUGGAGAUGAUUAAUGGGUCCAUCAGGCGCCUGGUCGUGCUCACCAACGCCGCCAUGGACUGUAUUUCGUCGGAAUCUGCCAACUACGAGGAGAGCGUGCAUCUGGCCAAGGCCUCUCUCGACGUCGUACUCAACAUUUUGGGCCCGUUUUUCACGCAGAUCAUUUCCAAUCACGAGGAAAUCGACAUGCUGGAAUUCGUGCAAGCUGUCAGCAAGCAAUUGAGUUUCAAGCUACAGGAAAUGGCUCAGCUCGGCGGUAGCCAUUUGCAGGAGGCCAUCAAACCCGAGGCUGCCCGCGCGCACAACUGCAAGAUUGAGUCUUUGCCCGACGAUGCCGUUCAGAAGAUCUUCAAGGCAGAAAAGGCGAUCAGGUACGCAACGAAAAUCAUUGGUAAGCUGGAGGAAUCGGGUGUGCUGUGUAGAUGUUGCACGUGUCCUGCGCUGGACCAGGGCCAGCUGUCUUUCGAGGAUGAGGUGAUGAAGAGCACUCCGGUGCCUGUUCUAGAGCGCUUGUGCACAUCAGCCAUCCACGUCCUGAGCGCCAUCAGCAAUUCUGUGGCUUUUUCCAAGAAGCAGCAAGUUGGAGGCGAACUGGCGUCUGUGGACGACUCUGAGGUCAGCUACGCGGAUCCCGUGAGUUCGGCACAAGAAAAGGCGACCAAUGUUGUUGAGUGUGUGGAAGUCUGCGAUGCUGCUGAGCCUACGACGGCGGCGGAAGCCGUCGCCGCGGACUGUCCGUCAUCUCCUGAAAGAUCUGUGGCAUCGGAGCGUUUGUACGACAGUCCUGUGCAUCUUUCUGAUGCCGUCACAACGCUUAGAGCCAUAGCCAAUGUGGAGCUCGUGAAUGGGUGUCUCAGGGACGCUGUGGAGUCGUCUUUGGUGGCCAAGCGGGAAAUCACUGGCACUUUGUCGUUUCGAGUCCCGCGUCAGUCUUCUGACGACACGAAGAAACUGACGUCAGAGACGGAAGAACCGACGGGGGAGAGGAAUGACGUGGUGUAUGUGAAGGUCAGACUGAGUGAGAUCGGGUCCAAGGACAUGGAGGACUUGUCUGGGCUACCAGUCAUUUCUUUCGCGGUGCAAGAGAACCAACAGCAGCGGAUCCAGGAGGAUGAUCAUGUGCUCAAUCCCGACGCUCAAGUGGAGCCGCAGAGACCCGUGUUCAGUCUGGUGAAGGAGUUGAUGGACUUGGUGGGCUCCAAGGAGGGUCAUCAGGUCUCGUUCAAGCCCGAUGUCGAAGGCGAAAUCAAACUAGAUUACGUGGGUGCUGACGACGAUGAGAGCAAGAUGAAUCAGGGGAGUGAGGGGCAGGAGUCGCAGUUGGAGGCUGACGAAGAUACUGAAGCGGACUCGACUGACAAUAAUUGACGACAGUUUUACGUCCAGUUUUUCUCGUCUUCUCUUUCUAUUUUUUUUUACUGGUGUUGCUGCCAUGUUGGCUAAUGCCCCUCCUUCUGCGGGAGUAUCUUUCCCGAACGUGUCGAUUUUCUAAUAUUUUACAUAAAAAUUUACGUGCCCUUUCGUUAUUCCGUGUUAAUCUCACUGCAAAUACUGCCUUACGUUCUCGUGUAUAUAUAUAUUUCCAUUUUGAAAAUGCACAUUUUUUGAAAGAUUUA